Harmonia axyridis is the source of this 6825-nucleotide messenger RNA. RefSeq names its product rho GTPase-activating protein 21-B (gene RhoGAP19D). Gene Ontology annotation, molecular function: protein binding. Gene Ontology annotation, biological process: signal transduction. Lineage: Eukaryota; Metazoa; Arthropoda; Insecta; Coleoptera; Coccinellidae. The coding region runs from base 233 to 6073 and encodes 1946 amino acids. The record is from RefSeq and is a predicted model, not a curated record. The transcript has 22 exons.
AGUCGCCAUUUUACCGUUUUGUUAUGUGUUCGCGUACCGUUGUCUGUGAUCUCAGACGUGCUUCGAGUGAGAUGGAAGAGGUGUAAAAUUAGAACAUUUUGUUGAAGUGUCGUUAUUUAAAGUGCUUGAGUGCAAAAGGUUUUUGAUGUGAUAUCAGAGUGAAAAGUACUUUAAAAUGGAUGCUUUCUUCAUAAAUAAACUGUUUUGAUAAUUGACAUUUUGUUUUGGACCAAUGGCUGAUGAUGGAAGAGGCGAUAAUGCAACCAGGAAUUAUUUACAUGAGGAAACAUUCCACAGAACACAGGAAGCGCAAGCUGAACACAAAUUUCCGAAUCGACCAGCCGGGAUAAUUUCCUUGCCUCCAGGCUGCAGAGGGCCUAAAAGUUUAUAUCUCAAAAGGGUUGGAGGCAACUUUGGUUUCACAUUACGCCACUUCAUCAUAUACCCUCCUGACGGUCUUACUGAGGAAGACGAUGGACGAUUGGCAGCUGUGGGUGCGCUCCACGCGCCUAUGGAGACAAUAUUCGUUCGGAAAGUGAAGAAUCCAGGACCGGCCCAUCUCGCUGGUUUGCAGAAAGGAGACAGGAUAGUGGCAGUGAACGGUAUUCAGGUCAUAGACAAACCUUACAGUUUUGUGAUACAGCUCAUUCAGAAGAGUCCCGCCUAUCUACAUUUACUCGUCGUACCUAAGGAAGAGGACGCUCUGCAAAGGCUUUUCACUGAAACGGCUUACAACCCAGUCAGCAACCAAAACUUCAUACCCGACUCUCCGCCCAUCGAUCGAAGAACCGCCCAGCAGUUCCUCACCAACACCAUCAACCAGAGACCCGGCGAACUGCAGGUGGACGCCCAGUUCUGGAGAUCCCUCCGGUACCCCUUCGGCUACAGCCAAACAACGAGAUCCCAACAACAACAACAACAAUACCACCAUCACCAUCAGGACAAAAGACCGCAGUCCUACCAAUACGAUACGCGGUACUCGGACAACGCUUCCAGACGCUCGCAGCCCUUGCCCAAUGAGAUCUACACGGAGAUCCAGAUCCAUGACGCGCCGACCAGGCACACCAGCAGCAGCAACAGCAAGGCCCAGCCCCAGGUGCCCCUGUACAAGAAGAUGGGCCGAAGGGCUAGCGACGGCACUGCCUACAACAACUGCGAACCGUACUACGACCUGCCCGAGUAUACCAGCAUAGCUAGCGAUGACGACAUGGUGUUGAACAAUCAGAAACCGAGGGAUCAGUACAACAAGACGAAUCUGGCGCAGUCCAACGCGAACAUGUCGGUGUUGACGUACCCCAGCAGCGCAGGCUGCAGGCUGAGCCUGGCGGACGACCGCAGGGAGUCCACUUCGUCCUUGACCUCGUCCUACGCCGACGGCAGCAAGGACAGCCUGUCAUCCUUCGAGACCAACUCGACGCUGACUGGUCAAGAGACCGACGACUCGGCCAUACUGUCCAGGUACCGCAGGAGCUUCCAGCAGAAGGAGGAGUUCCUGAAGAUGCCGACCGGCGUCGAGCCGAACCUGAAGCAGAGGGAGUUCUACGGCAGGCCGAAGAAGUUGGAGAAGCCACAGUGGCCUCCCGGCGAGCCUCCGAAACAGCAGGACUCGCCGUCGAGGACGACCAAACCGACGCAUCACAAUUUUCAAAGGGUCAAACACGAUAUCGACAACGAGAGGGAUCUGACGAUGCAGCAGCCCGCGGUGGGCGUGGUGCAGCUUCAGCAGCAGCAGAAGGUGGGGAGGACGAACGCGCCUGCUUCCUUGGAGAUAUGCCGUCCGGAUAAUCUGAACGAGAUGGCGUCCAACGAGGAUGGAGAUGAUAAGAGAGUAUGCUCUCCUACCCAGCUGGUCUUCACCAGGACGAGGCAGUUCGAGAGCGGUAAGCCCCUGCCCGAAGACGACCCGCUGCUGAGCGACCGCACCAGCUUCUACAAGAGCGAACUGUCCAAGAUCAGCUCGAAACGAUUGGUGCCCAAUGUUACGGAGCGAGCGCAGGAAUACGAGAUCCGAGCGGUCGAUCCGAGGCGAGAGGUCUCGACGAACGCUUCCUCGAGCUCCCUGAAGAAGAUCCAGAGGGACAGCAGGUCCUUGGACAGCUCGGGGAGCUGCUCCAGUAUCAACGAGAUGCUGAAUGGUGGUAAAUCUCUCUCAGGAAAUGUGAUCAUUUCUACCGGAAGUAAAUUUAUCCACUGUCCGCCACCUUCAGAACAAGGCAGGACUGCUAAUACAGACGUCUCGGAAAGCCUGUCGAAUAGAAUACACUUCCGAUCUAAUUCUGCAGACUCUUGGACUGGAGGUUCGGAUGAUAUCAGCCAAAGGAAGCUCAGCAGACAGGACACUGUUAUCGAGAAAUCGGCACAAGAUGAAAAACCCGAUAAAGCAAGACACAGAAUCCCGAACAACGGUGACCUUUCUCCCCUGAUCCCCGAACCCGUUAAACUCUUCCCCCUGGCCCCUCUAGUGUCCGUUACCCCUGCCUACGGCCCAGUGGACACGCCCAAACCCAUCAGACCCACCAGACUAGACCUGGACGCGCCCGUGAGGCCCAUGAGGUAUCUGAAACCGCCCAGAACAAGCUUGGAAUCGCCCAUUGAUCAGCUGAUGGCCGAAGUUGGUGAAGAAAUGCCGAUUGUAAGACGCAGGAUCAAGAAUAAUAACAUUGGUAGCGAAGACAGGAUAACCAGAAGAGAAUCGUACCUGAAGGCUACUGAAGGAAGUCGUCUUCAGUUUGAAUGUGACCUAAGCGAUGGUGAGACCUCCCCUCAAGUCUUGAGAAGUGCACACAGACGUUGGCGACCUCCCUUGUUUCCUGGUGAUAUUCAACAACUUCGCAAGCUAUUCGAAGAUGCUGCAUCCUCUUUGGGUGGCAGCGCGAGCGAGAACAGCAGCAGUAGCACGUCACUGGAGAGGGACAAGGGCCGGAGCAGCCCCUUCGACAAGGAGCAGCGCUACGGCCUUGUGGUGCGGGAGGGUCCGCUGAACUGCAAGAUAACCGAGCUCGACGGGAAGCGACCCGCCAACCGGUCUUGGAGACAAACGUGGGCUGUCCUCCGGGGACCUAAGCUGUUCCUGUAUAAAGAUAGGAAUCACCAGAGCCCUAUUGGUACUUCGGAUCUGUUGGAGCAAUCGUUCUCCAACGGCGUGGACAUCAGAACGAGCCUUGUGCGUGUCGCGGAAGACUACACGAAGAGGAAACACGUCCUCAGGGUGUCCUCGGUGAACCCUUGCAGGUCCGAGUUGUUGCUGCAGGCCGAGAACAGCGACGAGCUAGCCGACUGGGUGAAAGUGCUCAACGAACAAGGUGCUACCGCCACCGAGGUGGAAACCAAAUUGGAUCUAAGCGCAAACAAACAGCAAGCAGUACCCCAGUCGAUACCAGCCCUAACCUCUAUACAGGUACAAGGAAGCCGACUCUCCCCUCUCCCGAUAAAAUCCAAAGCGGUAGCUGGCAGGAACAGGUCGCCGACGGGUCAAUCGCCGGUCAGCAAGACCAGAAAGCCCUCCCAGCAUUCAGGAGACCCGAACACCAGCCCUAAAUCGAAAACCUGGAGAGGUCGCGUCGCCAAACAGUUUAGGAAGAUCCAAGGGGCCAGCUCCCCAAGUUCUCCCACUGCACCAGAGGGCUCCACCUUCGGCGUUCCUCUAGAGCAAUGUUUACCGUCUUGUAGAAACCACUACGUUCCAAAAUUCGUCGAAAUAUGUACCGACAUAGUGGACGAGAGAGGUCUUCAAACGAUCGGUAUAUACAGAGUACCUGGCAACAAUGCAUCCAUCACCGCGUUGUCCGAAGAAGUCAACAGGAACUACGAGGACGUGCCCACGGAUGAUGCGAGAUGGACGGACGUCCACGUGGUCAGCAGUCUGCUGAAGAGUUUCUUCAGGAAGUUACCGGAUUCCCUGGUCACCAACAGUUUCUACCUGAGUUUUAUAAGAGCGGACAAGAUAGAGAAUCCCAAGCACAGGAUGCAAGAGUUAAAGCGUCUGAUUAAACAUUUGCCGCCCCACAACUACCACACUUUGAAACAUCUGGUUCUUCACCUGAACAGGGUGAUGGCUAAUUCCGAGGUCAACAAGAUGGACGCCAAAAACGUAGCUAUAGUUUUUGGGCCGAAUAUUGUCAGACCUGAAGAAGAAACUAUGGCGGAGAUGGUCAGCAAUAAUUCGCAUCAGUGUAAAAUCUUGGUCACGCUUUUGAAUCACGCGAGUUGGUUCUUUUCCGAUAGCGAAGACGAGUGUGAUCUAGACAUGGCCUCGAUUCAAGAAGUUUACGAAGAAACUGAACCGGGUAAUCAACAAACGUUAUUGGAGAGUAUCUCCAAGUUGGAAGCUAUGCCGGUCCACAAAGAGAAGAAUGGAGCUCUUUUUUCCUCGAUAAUAUCGGCAGCACAGAGGAAGGUUAAACGGAAAACCAAAGGACCAAAUUCCUUGCCUGAAAGUAAGGAGGAGCUACCAUCACCUACUGGACCUAAUAGCUUACCACCAUAUUCACCGAAUGAUCUCAAAGAUAGUACAACAGAAAAUAAUAAGACUACUAAUAUACCUACCACAGUAAGGGAUAUAGAAACACAUACUAAACAAACAGAAAGGGUACCGUGGUUCAACUAUGCCACAGACCAAGAGGAAUUCCAAAAGAGGAUAGAAAAGUUCAAGAAUGAAACACAAGCUAUGCUAACACGACCAAGAUGUCUGGAGAUAACAGUGGACAGAGGAACCCGAAAUUCCACAUCACUGACAACCUCAUCCAGUGGCACCAGUCACCUGGCCGACCAAUACCCCAUCACAAAAACUCACAGUGUAUCCAGUGUGUUCCCAUCAAGGGUACCGUGUUCUUUCGACAACAGAAACAGUUUAAAUUCGCUGGACAAUAAUUCGCAUGUGUUCCAAUACAACAGUAAACAUUUCGUCGGUAAUAAGAAAGGUGAGAGUGCGCACGAGGUUCGCUGCGGUGCUACUCAGACUGGGGACGUUAAGAAUCGAAAUGCGCAGGUCACGAACAGGGAGGCCAACGGAAGGGAAAGGACGUCGGGGAGAAGGAACAGUUCAAUCGAAAAUCUCAAUUCUGAUAGCCCAGACGGCAAAGGGGCUGCUUCUCUGAAGAAGGUCAAAUACGAGAAUCAGGGAGAAUUCCAUAGGACAACCUCUUUGGACUCGAUGAAUAAAUGUGGUACAGAUGAUGACACGGAUCUUGUAUCUGCUAUGACUAAGCUGUAUGACAAAAAAUUGGAAGACUACGCUCAGCCCAGUAUAUUAACAGGAGAAGGUUUACCCUAUGCAGACGAAUCACCCGAAAAAACAAGAGAGAGCACUUAUGCAUCCGAUAAAGAGAACAGACCUUGUGAUCUUUACAAAAAUCCAAGUCUACAUAAGUAUCAAUACAAUCUGAAUCUGAGACUGAAGAAAGAAGAAGCUAAGGUGAAGGAAGCCAAGGAAGAGCCUGAAAAGGAUGAAGAUUCAUCUGUGUUGAAGGAAAAUGUACCUGACAACGAAAGACACUUACCAGCAAACAAACUUACCUUUAUUUCGAACAACGCUAACAUUCUGAAUGGCACUAAUACAAGUUCGAAAUUAAAAAGAUCUGAAUCACUAAAUAAACCUGAAAGGACAGUAUCUCCAAUGAAUAAUAAAGUGAAGAGGUCAGAAAGCCUAAACAAAGCGGGGGAUAAAUUAAAAAGAUCGGAUAGCUUAACAAAAACAGAAAAGACAGAGAGUAAUAUUAGUAAAAGAAGGGAACUGAUAACGAAAAAAUCUAAAGAACUUAAACGUAAAAAUGGUAUGCCGGAUCGUUCAAUAAAAAGAAGGCAUACUGUUGGAGGCACAAAGGACCCUGAUAAAGUUACCUUACUGGAUAAAUACCAGGAAGAAGUAAACCCUAACAAGGAAGAUAAGGAAAAAAACGUGAGAACUAGCUCACCAGACUUGAGUUCAACCAGACGUGAAAAAUUGUUAUUUGAAAUCAACCUGAUUGGACCAGAGAAUAUGGUAGUAGCUCUACGACAACACCUGAUUGGCAACCGACCACAGAGUUUUCCAGAAUCAACAGUGUUCAAGGUACCCCUGGAGUCUCACGUCUGAGUCUCUGUGUCUACAUCUCAGUGCCUUAAUGUAAAACAUCAAACAUUAACUUAUAGACUGAUCUAUUUAAUUCAUGUGCAAUAUUGUGCAUACAUAUUUAUUAUAGUGUUCAUAACACUUGAAUUUUUGAUAGGCAAGUAGCUUUGGAAGUUCUUUGAGAGAGGCAACACACAGUUUUCACUUCAAUCGCGCAUUUAUGUUAUCAGAAAGUUUCGAAAAGGCUGAACUAUCAAUCCGUUGUGGGAGAUUUUGGAUGAAUGUCAAGACCUAUUUAUUAUUGAGUAAGAGGUGUGGUGAUAUCAAGUUUGUUUGAGACUUACUGAUAAACUAAUUCUGCUUUUUUGAAUUAUGUGAUUUUUUUCUUUAAAUAUUCCAAUUGAAGCAAUUCGAAUUUGUGAUACACAUAUAGGGUUUAGAUAUGUAUAUAAUAUAGUAAUUAUUAUUAUUGCCUUGACCUACUUAUUGAAUUGAUCAUAAUGAAUUAUUGAAAUUAGAUUAUUUUUAUUUAGUGAUUUAUAGCAGUAUUUGAAAUUGAUACUGUGCCAAAAUUGAACACUUCGCUUGUAAUAAUGUCAGAUAAAUUAGAGAAUUUGUAAAUAAUUAUCGAUUUAUUCUGCUUGUGAGGUGUAAAAGUCUACUGUUUAUGCUAGGCUGUUUGUAUCUUGCCUGUUAUUGUUUUUUUUUAUAGUUUUAAGUACAAAUUGUAUGUGUUGUUGUACUAGUGAACAUUGUAAAUAUAUUUUCAAUUAAUA